Molecule: messenger RNA, 2091 nt
Organism: Eucalyptus grandis
Lineage: Eukaryota; Viridiplantae; Streptophyta; Magnoliopsida; Myrtales; Myrtaceae
Product: nodulation protein H
Molecular function (GO): sulfotransferase activity
Source: RefSeq, a predicted model, not a curated record
UUGGGAAUCGAACCGAAGUCAAAGUUUAGGGAAGAGGGUGCUGCAGAGGCCCUCUAUUUCUUAUUAAUUAUGACGGAGUUCGGUCGAGAGAUCCAACGGGACCGGGCUUCGUGCAGGCGAGAUUAGGGGGUGGGUACGGGUACGGGGCCAUCGCAUCUGCUGUCGUGUAGGGACGGGACGACAGCAUAGGAAACCAUCAUCAUCGUCUCGUCUCGUCUCCCCUUCCGGAAAACGCCGAAGCUGGGUGGGAUUUGGGGCGAACCCAAAUUGAGGGAAAAGCGUUUGGUCGCCUGCCAUGUAAUUUACUCUGGAAAAUGGGGAGAAAUGGAUGAUGGUGAUGGUGCUGCAUUGGCGAGGACCCGUGAAAAAGCUGGCGGAGACUCGCUCUACGUCUCUCUGGGUGUGAUGGGCUCGAGUUUGAUUUCCACGAGGCACCCCGAAUGUUGAAACUUUACCUUUUGCCUCUCUCGCUCUGAGCCUCUGACGCUCGCUUGAGGACUUGUCUUAGCUGGAGAGGGAAGGGGGGCUUGUGGCGGAUAAAUCUGAGCUCGACCCGCGAUUUCUCUCCUCUCUCUCUCUCUCUCGCUUGCUCGCUCGCUCGCUCGCUCCGUUUCAGAGUAGUCGCAAUGGCGGAAGCGAUUGUUUUUUCCGGCAAGGAUACAUUUAUCGUAAAGCCCCACAAGAAAUCUUCUCCUUUAUUGUAUAGGACCAUAGUAUUGUUAUUUGCGGCGAUGUGUGGACUAUAUAUCUGCUCAAUUUGCAUCAGGCAGAUAAGCAAUCAGUCUAGUACUAGAUUUCAGAACAUCCAGAUUAUUGAGGAGCCCUGUUGCAAUGGCAAUAUGGAAAAAUUUGAUAACCCCUCAAUGCAUUACCCAAGACCUCAAACUUUUAGCAGGUUUGAGUGUUCACAUAAUCCAGUGCGAUUCUUCACGAUCAUAUCGAUGCAGAGAUCAGGGAGUGGAUGGUUUGAGACUCUUUUGAAUAGUCAUGUCAAUGUUAGUUCCAACGAGAUAUUCUCUGUUUGGGAUAGGAGGAAAAAUAUUUCUUCCAUCUUACAAACGCUGGAUAGAGUCUACAACUUAGACUGGUUCAGCAGUGCUUCCAAGAAUGAGUGUUCUGCUGCAGUUGGCUUCAAAUGGAUGCUUAAUCAGGGAUUAAUGGAACACCACAACGAAAUUCUAGAGUAUUUGAAUCGUAGGGGUGUGUCUGUAGUAUUUCUCUUCAGAAGAAAUCUUCUACGUCGCAUGGUUUCGGUGCUUGCUAAUUCCUAUGAUCGGCACGCCAAAUUACUCAAUGGGACUCACAAGUCUCAUGUGCAUUCACCGGAAGAGGCUGAUACACUUUCAACCUACAAGCCGACAAUUAAUUCCACAUCAUUGAUAGAUGACCUGAAGGAAGUAGAGGCAACAGUUGCUAAAGCUUUAGCAUUUUAUAACACCACAAGACACAUCGUUCUGUAUUAUGAGGAUCUCAUAAAAGACCGAACUAAACUAAAAGAUGUUCAAGAAUUCCUUAAUCUGCCAGUAAUGGAACUCACGAGCCGUCAGGUUAAGAUACACAAAGGGCCGGUAUCUGACUUGAUUAGUAACUGGGACAAAGUCAACCGAGCACUCAGCGGAACGGUUUAUGAGAGCUUCAUCCAUGACGACUACUCCCAGGAAACUUCUAACUUAUAGGAUAGUGUGCUCUGUGUAGAUAUGCAGUCAAGCUCUCUCAAAUAGUUGUUACUGCAGAAGCUAACCAACACCGAUAAUGAUGUCCCAAAAUUUGAGUGGCUGCAAUGGUACAGCGCAACGACCAAAUUUUGGCUCAUUUGAUACUCUCGCCGGGCCAACCUUGCAUGCAGGUCUGCUGAAAUUUUGUGAAAUUUUGGAUGAGAAUGGUAUGACUCUCGUUUCCUUUUCUUUCCCUCUCUUUUCAAAUCAACACCUUGUUGAUCCUAGCAAAAGAAUCAACACCUUGCUGAUCCUUACGUUUAGCGUUGUAAUAGAAUCGGUGUACAUUUACUGAAACGAAAUUGUAUUGAGGUUGUAAUGAGGUUGAGAGUGAGAAUGAAGUUCAGGAUUAAUCACCAUUAAUGGUUUGAUUUUA